CACUAAACCGCAAAUCCAACGCAACCCCAUCAUGCCAUGCUACCGGGUCUGAAGGAUGGCCGAGGUGCUGCGAUGAUACCUAGUGUGUGCUCGAAAAUGGGACUCGAGCUGAGCCUGUCAACAUACCUACGCGAGUCGUGGUUCACCAGCACGGGCAGUUGCAUAAUCUGAUGCUUCAUUCCGUGGAACGGCCCGCAUUCGCGCACCUGGCACUGCGACCGCCGACUACCUAUGCUACUGCCUAUGUGUGCUAUGCUAGUACAAUGCUGCUGGCUGCAUCGUGCCAGCACUGCUCAUGGCACUGUCUGGACCAUCUGGAACACCAGUUCAUCCGACCCAAUUGUUGUCAUUUCGUUUCGGCCGCAGUCGCCUGAACAAUCGCAAUCCGCAACAACGAAAACAAAGAAUCUGGUCCUUUCAAGCAAGAACAUCAAACGACAAUUGCAUUGAUGAGCCGGUGGAAGGCGUCAUGCUCUGAACGGUUGGC
Colletotrichum phormii is the source of this 487-nucleotide messenger RNA. RefSeq lists its product as uncharacterized. The transcript has a single exon. The record is from RefSeq and is a predicted model, not a curated record. The coding region runs from base 232 to 450 and encodes 72 amino acids. Lineage: Eukaryota; Fungi; Ascomycota; Sordariomycetes; Glomerellales; Glomerellaceae.